This is a messenger RNA of Carassius auratus (goldfish), 5934 nucleotides long. Its product is annotated as solute carrier family 23 member 2-like. Bases 747 to 2702 code for a protein of 651 amino acids. Lineage: Eukaryota; Metazoa; Chordata; Actinopteri; Cypriniformes; Cyprinidae. Gene Ontology annotation, biological process: transmembrane transport. The transcript has 17 exons. The record is from RefSeq and is a predicted model, not a curated record. Gene Ontology annotation, molecular function: transmembrane transporter activity. Gene Ontology annotation, cellular component: membrane.
AGAGGCUGUAUUGAGCGGGCUUGUGAAAUCACAUGGGCAGGCACGACACCGGCAAGAGAGAUGACUGGGACGUUGCGUCAUAGCAUGUGAACAAUUCUAUUGGCCGAGAAUCACCAGAAGGCGGGGUUUAUCAGCGUUCCGACGUCAGAGUUUGUUUUGAGCAUGCGUUGAAAUACCACAGUGCCCCGUGUGCUGUGUGUAUGUCCGUGUGUUGCUAUAUAUUAGGGAAACAUCGCUCCUCUCGUCUCCUGCUCAUCAUAUAACCCAGUCUAGUCAGAAGACUCUGUCCUGCCGAAGGUGUUUUCACAGAGAAAGCCGCUGUUUCUGUAUUUGCCCUCGGUAGUGGUCAAGUAGGACACUCAGUGCUGCUAAAGGUACCAACGACAGAACACAAGGGGAAAUUACAGAAGAGGAAAACGAUUUGUUUCAUCCCAGAAAGAAGAAAAAGUUACACUGGGUUGGAACUUCGUGAAGCUGCUUGGACUCUCAUUCUGACGGCACCCAUUCAUUGCAGAGGAUCCACUGGUGUGAAAGUAAUGUAAUGCUAAAGUUCAAUGAGGAUAUGAACUCAUAGACAUCUUAGAUGGACUGAGAAUGACCUGGCUGACCAGUCAGAGGAGCAUGAGAGUGUGCUGACAGCCAGAGCAGCAGUGUUUCUACCGGAGCGUGAGAGUGAGUGGAGGAGAGGAACAGAGACCGAGGGAGAGGAGGAGGAGGAGGAGGAGGCAGAGGAGCAGAAGGGAGGAAUGGGUGUUGGUAAAAACACCGCCCCCAAAUCCAUGGACUCCGCCACAGAGCCUGGCAAAUAUGAGGAGGAGAACAAACACAGUGCACACUUCUACCCCAUCCCAGUGGUUAAUGGUGUCAUGCAGACCCCCGGAGAUCAGGACGCAGAGGACACGCAACUCAUGGCCAUUUAUGCAAAAGACAGCCAGACUGAGGACAAAUGCUCCAUAUCAGAGACUGUGGACAGUACAGACAGCAUAGAUGCCAGGAGAAUGGACAUGAUCUACACCAUAGAGGACACGCCGCCUUGGUACCUGUGUGUGUUCCUAGGUUUACAGCACUAUCUUACCUGCUUCAGUGGAACUAUUGCAGUGCCCUUCCUGCUUGCUGAAGCCAUGUGUGUGGGAUUUGACCAAUGGGCAACCAGUCAGCUGAUUGGCACCAUUUUCUUUUGUGUGGGCAUCACCACCCUGCUGCAGACCACCCUUGGCUGCCGGCUUCCACUGUUCCAGGCUAGUGCUUUUGCUUUUCUCGCCCCUGCAAGAGCCAUCCUUUCACUGGAUAAGUGGAAAUGUAACGCAACAGCUUUUCCUUUUUUAAAUGCCACAGAGCUGCCACACACAGAAGACAUCUGGUACCCCAGGAUACGAGAGAUCCAGGGAGCUAUAAUAGUCUCGUCUGUAAUUGAGGUGAUCAUAGGGGCCUUGGGUUUGCCAGGUGUCCUGUUGAAAUACAUCGGCCCGCUCACCAUUACCCCUACUGUCACUCUCAUUGGGCUCUCGGGCUUCCAGGCGGCUGGAGAGAGGGCAGGCAAACACUGGGGCAUCGCCAUUCUAACCAUAUUCCUGGUGCUGCUGUUCUCUCAGUAUGCACGUAACAUCCAGUUGCCGCUCCCCAUCUACAAAUCCAAAAAAGGUUGGACGUCUUACCGCCUGCAGCUGUUCAAGAUGUUCCCAAUCAUCAUGGCGAUCCUUGUGUCAUGGUUUCUGUGUUUCAUCUUCACGGUGACUGACGUGUUUCCUCCUGAGAAGGACAAAUAUGGGUUCUACGCCCGAACAGACGCCCGACAGGGCAUCCUGGCAGUCGCUCCCUGGUUUAAGAUACCCUACCCCUUCCAGUGGGGGUGGCCCACAGUGACCGCAGCAGGGGUGAUUGGAAUGAUGAGUGCUGUGGUGGCCAGUAUUAUAGAGUCCAUAGGAGACUAUUACGCCUGUGCCCGUCUCUCCUGUGCCCCGCCUCCACCUGUACAUGCUAUUAACAGAGGGAUCUUCAUGGAGGGUCUUUCCUGUGUUCUCGAUGGCGUCUUUGGGACAGGAAAUGGCUCCACAUCUUCUAGCCCAAAUAUUGGAGUGCUGGGCAUCACCAAAGUGGGCAGCAGGCGGGUAAUUCAGUAUGGGGCAGCACUGAUGCUACUACUAGGAAUGGUGGGUAAAUUCAGCGCUCUCUUCGCAUCAUUGCCAGACCCAGUUCUGGGGGCGCUGUUCUGCACGCUCUUCGGCAUGAUCACUGCUGUUGGCCUUUCCAACCUGCAAUUUGUGGAUCUCAACUCGUCCCGCAAUCUGUUUGUCCUUGGCUUCUCCAUCUUCUUUGGCCUGGUCCUACCCAGCUACCUCAAAGAAAACCCUCUAGUCACUGGUAUAGUGCAGAUAGAUCAAGUGCUGAACGUUCUGCUCACGACUGCCAUGUUUGUAGGAGGUUCAGUGGCGUUUGUGCUGGAUAAUACUAUUCCUGGCACCCCGGAGGAAAGGGGCAUCCGUAAGAUGAAUCGCGGAAACAGCGCAUCUAAACGGGACAGAAUGGAGUCUUACGACCUUCCGUUUGGUAUGGACUUCCUGCGGCGCCAUCGCAUUUUCCAGUACCUCCCAAUCAGCCCCACUUUUGCUGGCUACCAAUGGAGCGUCCUCACCCAUGGCUGCCAUAACAGAAGAGAGGACGACACGCCAACAAAGCCAGAAGUGGGAGAAAGUGGGGUAUAGUGUUUAGCACCAGUAUGCUUUCAGAUGGUAGUUGCAACGCUCCAUUCCACCCAGACAGUGAAAUCCACCGUCCGGUCCCUUAACAAAAAGCUAGCUAUAAACUCCUUUCAUCCUACAAUCCUUUUGAUUGAGUUUGUCAUCAACACUAAAGUUGGUUCCUAGCUGCUAACACAGCUGAUCCGAAGGCAUCAUCAUGACAACAGCGUGUGGAUGCAAUGCAGGUUGUACUCGUUCAUCUCUCUCAGUGUGGGAGAAAGUAAAAACAGAGACUGAAAGCAGGAAAAAUCCCUUUCCGAAUUUCCAACAUCAGUGUUCCUUUUUUUGGCCUGCACUGCUCCGUCUGCAUCUGUGUGUAGAUAACUGGAUGUGUUAGAAUUGAAGUGACGUCACUAUCACUCACAUUCACAAGAAACACAAACAUGCUCAAUCUCGCUUUAUGCAUGGCGCAGUUCCGGAUCCCGUCAAAGCGAGAGGAUUGUUAAAAGUGAUGCAAGGUUAAUGUGCUUUAUGUCCGAAUUGCACUGCUUGAAUUAGCGCACAAGAUGUAGUUUGCUUGUUCCUAAUUUAUCUUCCAAUGUCCGGGUCUAGCUUCCAAAUUUGUAAGUACUUCAGUUAAAAUGAAAAAUGUGAGUCCCAAUGCCUUAAAUGCAAUUAAAAUGAUUCCGUCAUACAAAUUCAUGUUUUAGUCAUCUCGAUUACGGUAUGUCGUUAGUUAGCUGCUAUUCUGCUGUAAGAAGCAUUUACUAAAUGACACCUUGAAAUUGUAGCGCGUUUUGAAGGCGGAUAGCCAUGCAGUAGGUUAAAAUUACUAGAAAAACGAAUGUAUAGCAGUGCAUGGUUUGCAAAAGAAGGAAGACUGGAACGGAAAAACUUGAUAAUGGUUGCACUCAGGCAGUCCCAUCGAAAGACGUAGGGAAAUGGUUUUCUUUUGGUCCGAAUCUGUUGAGCCCCCGUUUGGGCGCCACAUUUUUGGUGGCACUUCCUCACUGCUGUUCAAGUGAAUGUGGUUAAUCAUGUAGAUUCCCAAAAGCACUGCGGAUUUAUUUUUGGACACAGAGAGGUUGGGCGGCAUUUAGUGGGCAUUUAUUGACCGGCUCUCCAACUGUACAAAUCCUCUAUUAUACUGCAUUAUCACAAAUCAAUUACUAAUCAUUAGUAUUUGCUUGGAACUAUUAGUUCACAUUUCUCAUUUUUUGUUUACAGACAUUCUAUAAUCUGUACAGUAACAGCAUGUUCAACACACAAGUAUUUUUAAAUGUACACUUAUCAGUUUGUGUUGCAGCAUUGAAACCAAUUUCUGACCAUGUCAUGGAAAGGAGACUUCAUUGGCCUUCCUGAUUUAAUAAUGUGUGGUUAUGCUUUCACUUCUAUGAUUAUCUCCCUUAGAGCUCUAUCUGAUGGUUGUAUCUUUGAAUUUCGUACUGUAUCCACUUCAGAUUCAGUUUCUUUUGUUGACUUGUAAUUUAUUUAUUUAUAUGUACUACGUCUACUAUCUUUGUGCAAAUCCUUUGCUGCCUGUGAGCAGGAGAUGGGAGAUGCAGCUCUGCACUCUAAGGUUUGAUUUGAUAUGCUGUCAGCAUGGUGCAAAGAGAAAUUUCAGUUUUAUAUUACCACAGUCUCGAUAUUUACAACAUAACUGGUGCUUCCUCUGCGAGUCAUUCCAACUAACAUGUUUGAGAGGUUUCUCUCUCUUUCUAGUUGACCUGUAAUACAGCCUGAUGUUGGUUUCUUUACGUUUUUAACAGAAAACCCUAAUUAUGCAAGGACCAUUUCACUUGGUAACACAAUGUUACAACUGUUACUUUUGUUUUCAGCCUUAUUUACACAUUUUCAAAACGUUCUGUGCAUUAUGGCAGGAAAGAACACAUCGCUAAUGUGUUUGAGAAUGUUGAGGUGACCGUAUUUGGGACCUAAAAGCCAGAUCUGAGUGCUGUAUGCUGUCAUUUCUUUAAUGUUUAGUGAACACUUGGAACAGAGUGCUGCAGUAAUCGAGUAGAAUAAGAUCUACAGUUCAAAACGUAUGUUGUAAAGAAUCCAUUACUGUCGCACUUUUUGUUCCUAAAAUAAUCCUAUUAUAAAACAUUGAGCACUCUGAAGUGUGGGAUUAUGAUUGUCUGUGAACCCAAAGUAAAUGCAUCUGAGAAAGAGGGUGAAGUUUGCCUCUAAAUCCCAGCCCUGGUGUCAGUCCUCAUCUCCUAAACUUGUAUCCUUAAAUAGAUUAUUGAAAUGUUAUUCGAUUCAGAAUGACAUCUUAUGAAGACCUUUCACAUCCUGUGGUGUUUAUUUGUCUUGUCAAUCAUUUCAGUCAUUUAUAUGGCAGUGACAUGAAUAAAUAUCCGUCAAAAUAUAUAGCAAAUGGUGAUUUCAAAAGGAUUUUUAACCCGUGUCUUUGGUAAUUAAUACUUCAACAUGUAUUGAUGCUAAUAUAUGGUUUUUACUAUAAGAACGUUUUAGAAACACACACUGUUGUGCUAAAUCUCAGUAUCCACUGAGAUUUAAAGGUUGUGAUUGGUCUUAAUAACAUGGUGGCAUGUGAUUCAAAGAAAAACAACCCUUCAGUUAUUUUGAAGGGGGUAUAUCUGAAGAAUAUACUUAGUUUCUCUGAAUUUGUAAUAUGUUUUUAUUGGGUUUUUUUGUACAUCAUUUUAUGUUUUUACAGACAAAAAAAGAUGUUUGGAAAAAAUGCUUAUCUUAAAUCAUGCUGCAAAGCGCACCAAUUUGUUACAUUUUUAUUUAAGAGUGAAACAUUCUCUUUUUUUUUUUUUAUCUGUAGUUUGAUUGAAUAUAUUUGUUAACUUGGAUGUUUUCAUAUUGUAUUUUUCUAACAUUACUUCCUGUUCAUGUUAAAAGUAGUAAAAUUUAGAAAGUGCAAUGCAUUGAGACUAUUAUAAAUAUAUGAAUAUCUAAAUAUAUAUAUUGAGUGCAGAAUGUGCUAUAUUCUUGGACCAGCCAUUUCAGCUCCUGUUAGUAGAAACAGCAGAAAUUGUUUUAUUCCAUGUUCCUAAAGACAUUUAAUAAGAUGUUUCUGAGCAAACAAUAAUGUCUCUUGUCUCUUUGUUUGUGUGUGCCUCAAGGUUCCCUGCAACAAAAGUCUUAUUACGUUUUAUUAAGUAUUAAUAUUGUUUUUUAACAUUUUAUAAAUUAUUAUUAUAAUGAUGAUCAUGCUGACAUAUCAGUUUACAUUAAGUUGUCUAUUCCUGCAUCCUUGACUGUUAUCAGGAUCAGACAGUUA